GUUCUUCGUAGGUUACGUGAUCCGUAAUCCGCUUGCCUUGAUACUCCGACCGGCGAUCCUUCGUGCACCUCUGCACGGAAUUCAUGCAAAAAUCCACGAUCGAUACCUCUGUGCUCGUCUUCCUGCUAUCGACGAGGAAAAGGUUUUCUAAAAGGAGAUUGAUUGAUACAGACCUGCGCAGAAUUACGAGAAAUUCAUGAAGCGAUGCGUGCCCUCCUCUGCAACCCCCCUCCAUGCAGAAAUGUUUCCAGCCGUGAUACGAGCCGUGUAUGAGAUGAAAAGUCCCAAAGUUAUUUUCGUCAUUUUUCGUUUCCAGCAGAGCUCUCUGCAAGCCUUUCUUCUUGACGAACACGGUCCUCCAGAAGCAUGCAAUGCUAAUAGGCCUGAUGUUUAUGCAAGAAGUUGAACUUGGACACAUGAAUGGAAGGCAUAAUCCAUUCCAGAGUCGAGUUUCAAGAUUUCGAGAAACUCGUUAAUUUGAAGAGUGGACGCGCACGCAUGCGACGCUCGUAAAACGUUUACGCCACUUCUUUUCUCGUUUCGCGAGCGAUCGUACGGGUGCAUAAAUUGAAAUUCGCUCAGAAUUAUAACCGGAGACGAGCUGGUCGUCCUUGCUUUACGCAACUGUUGAUUUGAAGGGACGAGGAUAUAAAACAGUGGCGGUUAACAUGGUGUUAAGGUCGCGGAGACCUAAAUGUCAGAAGCGUUUCGAAGAAUUCGAGCAGCAGUCGAUUCAACUGUCCGAGAACAGCGAAGGCAGGGAAGAACGGAACGCGCGGGCGAUAUAAGCGAAAAUGAAGAUGUCCUAGAUGCAGGUUCACGCGGGGAAAAGGGACGAGGAGAACGCGUUCUCCUUUUGCGAUGUCUAGAUGCACCACGAAAUAUGUGGGCCCGCUGGUUGCACGGCUGAAAAACCGCAACGGGCUCCUCGCGGAUUCGGCAUAACGAUCCCAGCGAGAGAAACCUUCUUCUGGCGGUCAAUGAUGAAACCGUCAGCAGAUCGAGCCACGAGAUUGAGACGGUUUGUUGUUCUAAUUGACGUUCAAAUACUAUUUAUGCUUUGCAAAACUGAAUGGAUUGUAAACUAUACCGGACGUUGCAACAGCUGACGUUCGUCGGGUUAUUGUAGCUGUGAAAUGUAUCUAGCGAUCUGUUGAUAACGGACUUUAUGAAAACAAUCGUAGUGUUUUGACGACUAACUAUUACGAUACAAUCUAUCGGAUACGUACUUCACUGCAAUUUAAGUAAAUUUCUAUUCCAAAGUAACGACAACGAAUGGGAUAUGCUUGUUCUAAUUUUGGGACGUGCUUGUUCUAAUUUUUACAAAAUUGAUUUUUUAAUUUCGCUAUGUUAACCGUUUCAGCUGUGAUCCGGUGAUCGAAAUAGCAAAAUUGAUCAAUUUUGUUUACGUUAGAUCAGACAGAUAAAAUAGGACAAAGAAAUCAUCGCGAUAGAGUGGAAUUGGAAAAUAUUUCUUUGUACGUCUAUACCUUGAAUAAUUGUGUUAACAUUUUAGACACUACGAAUAACGAUACAUGAAUCUUGCAUCGGCAAGGAGAAAAUUGCAUCGGGGCAAAGAGGCAUUGGGAAAAUUGAUUUAUAUUAAAAUAUUACAAUAAUAAAUAAUCUUAGUGUGCUUCUAUAUUAUUAAAAAAAUUGAUUGUAGUUUCGACGAAUUUUGUGAAAUUUAAAGAGUCCCUAACUUUAGGAGUCGAACGUGUUCAUUGUUUGAGACUAAUAAACACGUUAGAUCAACAUUCCACUUGUUCUAGUAAGAAUUUUAAUACGUCUGAAGUACGUAAAUAACACGUAUUCCCAUUUGUUUUAGUCGAAAAAGCAACCAUGCUAUUACAAUGUUGACGACGAUGCUCGAUACGUGCUACGAUACCAUUAUAUUAACAUUAUGCUGUACUACACCGCGCGUCGCGCACGAGCAUCUUGUCCCCGUUUCAACCCAGCGUUUCAUGAAAAUCACCGGUUUCCUUUUUCAUACCCGGUGAUCAGUCGACUAUUUUGACAUUGACAUUUAACGAUUAAUGGCGUAAUCGCUGUCUUUUUAGAUUAAAUAAUACAGCAGGCUGCUAUUAGCGUCCUUCCCAAGUUGGAAGCGCGAAUAAAUUCAGAGGGGCUACGAACUCGCAACGUUUCCCUCGUAGUUACUUGAUACCGAGUAAAAGUUGUAAAAGAACAAUUAUCAAUUUCAGAAGACGGAGUUAGCUACGAACACUUAAUACGUAUGGUUGUCGUAAAUCUUUUAACUCUUGCAGCGUGGGUGCAUUUUAUUUAUUUUCGUAAAUGUUCUUUUACCGAAAACCUUUGAUUUCGCGUAAUACUUGUAAUCUUAAUGUAAAAUACAAAAAAAAUAGAAUAAGCACACCGCGUACGUAGCAUCUAGGAGAAUUGUUAUUCCAUUGUUUCAUUCUCACGAGAAAUAACGAAAUUUAAUCUCGGAAUCAGCUUCGUUAAGUCGAUCUCCAGCUCGAUCUGAUUUUAGGUGUCCGAUCUGUAAUAGGUCCGAUAAACGUCCACGUUCGGUUAGCGUUCCAGCGGCCGCUCGGAACGGAGGAUCGCAGUUUCACAUCGGAGCACCCAAGAGGAAGAGGCCAAGUGGAACGUAGAGUUCGCACGAGUGCGCGAAUUCAAUGGAAGGUUAUGAAUAUCCGAUCUUCUGUCGAAGUUGCGUGUCAUACUUAGCCACCUUAUUGCCGCGACGCCUUUGUCUGUUGCGCGUCCAGAUAGGCAUUCCCUCGGUCACGAUGAAAGUGAAAACUUCGUUCUAGUCGUAGAUGACCUACUGCUUGCCAAGAAUCUGGGUGCUCCGUCACACCGCGACGUUCUGUUCACACCAUGCCUCGGUCGCGAAAGUCAACCGCCAAUUUCGGUGCACUUUUCGACAAUCAGACUCCGAUCUAGCUGCGCCGAGCGGAUCCUGGAUUCAACGUACGUAGAGUUUCACUCUUUAAGGGUGUAUCCUGAAUUAGGAGGCCUAAAUAGAGCGGUUUUUCGUGAAUUUUUUUCGGAUGGAAAAAAAAGUAAUUCAUUCUAUCGAACUUUUUAUCCUAUUUUCAUACAUAUUUCAGUAGUCUGUGCAAAUUGUUUCAACAAGAAAUAUUCGAAUUGAUUCGACUGCGACGCACAUUUGUAGAUCACCUCACGAUUAAAACCUCCUAGCGGCGGGAAAGAUGCGGGUCGUAAUUUUGGUUCGACACACAAAAAAAAAAAAACCAAAAGAAAUUUUCAUUUUCAUACAUUUUUCUUCUAUUAUUCUUCUAUUAUUCUUCUAUUAUUCUUCUAUUAGGUUGUCCAGAAGGUUCGUGCGAAUUUUUAAAAAAACUUCAAAGACACGUUGUAACAUAUAUUUAUUGAAUUACAUAGGUACCAUUUUCUUCCACAAACUUUCCACCUUUUAAGGGAUGUACAUAUAAAUAUGUAUAUGCUAUUUGUUUUCAGCCAUUUCGACAUAGUCAGACCCGCGCUACCUAUCAAAAAUCGCCAUGGACUUUCCAGACAACCCGAUAUAAUUAACAGUCACAAUCAUCAUUUCUGGUCCAAAGGCAAUCAUCACUGGCUCAGACAAGGUAACAAGUAUUUGUUAUAGACAAUAUAUAUGUAUAUGUUAUUUGUUUUCAGCCAUUUCGACAUAUUCAGACCCGCACUACCUAUCAAAAAUCGCCAUGGACUUUCCAGACAACCCGAUAUAAUUAACAGUCACAAUCAUCAUUUCUGGUCCAAAGGCAAUCCUCACUGGCUCAGACAAGAUAAUAUUCAACAAAAACUUGCAGCGAAUGUUUGGUGUGGAGUAUUACACGGUCAUCUGUUUGAACCUUAUUUGUACGAACGCAAUUCAACAUCUGGAAUUUAUUUAAAUUUUCCUUGUACGCAAUUUCAAAUAUCGAUGCAAAGGCUUCCAGAUGAUAUUUAGGAGGAGGUAGGAAGGUGUACCUUUCCCAUUCAGUUCAGGGAGUGAUUCUCAGGCGUACGACGCCGAUGCAGCCUUGAUGACGACGGAAAAAUUAAGAUGGAAGAGAAAACUUUCUCAUGACGCGCGGACGUAAUGUUUGCAGGUCGGCGUCGAUGCAAUUAGUUCGCGCUCAGGCGGUUUUUACGAUCGACCGAUCUUGAAGUUUUUCGCUUUUAAGUAUUACUAAUAUACCGAAGCUAUAUUGCUAAAAAUACGUACGAUGAUACAAUCCAGAGUGAUACGAACGAUGCAACCACGUUGUUAUACUAAAUCGUUGCAUAAUAAUUGGCAAACACAGUUAAUACGGUAACGAAAUAGUGAAACGGCCCUAUUAUUUGAAGCAGCAGCGUAAGCAGAAUCGUUCCACACCCACGCCAUCUUCUCAGAAGAUCGUUUCGCGCGAUUUCCAUUGAAGACACCACGAACCCAUCGACGGACUUCUGUCUGAAUCCCGUUGAAGUAGGCGUUACCGCGAUUGCAAUUAUUCAAUAAUUCGUGCAGCAACAUUCCACAGUUUCGCAAUCGAAAACGCAUCCUACUCACGCUGGGAUGUCUUCCUCAGAUAGAGCGUCUAACUAGAUGUUUCGCAACUUGUCUCGCACCACUUCCCACGAACCGCGGCGAUCUCUUUGAUAUCUUUCUCUGUGUUCGUCAGACUUGAAAGUAGACAAAGGUGACCUCGAAUGUAGAGGUAAACGGUUCUUCGAGGAACUGCUGACCAGAGCCUCUCAGAGGUCGAAAAUUACCCGAACCGUUCGCCCUUUGAAGAAAGAAUGAUAUUAAACGAAAUUACAAGGACAAGGAUUUACGUUAAAUGUCGAACAAUUGAAGACGAAUAAAGAAAGAAUUUAUUCAAUUAUUUUUCUAUUAAAAUUAGCAGAGAAAAUGUUUACUUGAUCCUCUUAUUUAAUAGAAUUUAAUUAAUUCUUGGAAUUCAUUUGAAAUAUCACUAGUAAAUUGUACAAAUAACGAAUACAUCGCGAAAAAACCAAAUAACUACAACAGUUAACCGUCGAGAGAUAAAACGCCUUAAUGUCAUAAUUUAACGAAUAUAUUUGAUAAAAUUCUACCCCAUAUACUCUACGACUGCUCCGAAAAGCUUAAUAAUCGUGUGCGCUCUUAGCAAAAUAUUUGUUUUUUCAAAUUCUCUUGUGGCUAAUGAAACGUAAACGACACCAGGCUUCUCGAGGCAAGAGGAAAACAAGAGGAGGAAGCAACUUAACGCUUUCAGGCAGAAUCGAUCUUGAGAUUAAUUAAUUAACGUCGUAUUCCAGUAUCGAUUGAUUAGCCGAUACAAUUGAAGGAAUAAUCGACAGAAGUAAUCAAGAUUAAUGGUAUGACUGAUUAAUAAGAAUCAGUCAUGACGAUUAACGAUUGAAGUAAUCGCUAUGCGACUGACGAUUAACAAUUGACAAAUGAAUACUGCUAAUCGUUCCCAACGACUACGAUUAAAAUAAUCGUAAUUGUUCAGGACGAUCGAUGAACGAUUAACGAUUAAUAUAAUAGUAAGGAGCUUUAUCGAGAACGUAACCACUGAAACGUCAGUAAGAAGACAGUCGCUCCACGUUUAGGUAUAGUUGUUGGUAGAGAUAUUGUGAGGUCGUAACCCGAAACAGCAGUUAUUCCUUUGUUAGCACAGGUAAUUGAUUCCUAAGAUGACAGGUACGCCGCGGCUCUAAGGUAUACAUGUCCACGUUGCACCCCAAGACUAAAUAUGUUUCGUUACGAGUAUCUCGGAUUUUUCCAAACUGGAAAAACGAAAAACUUUUGACAAGAGCGUCGCUCUUGUCGAUAUAUUAUUGGCUUGCAAAAAACUGAAACGGCUGGGAACAGCGAGAACUGAACGGAUCGUGUAAAAGCACCAAGUUUUCCGAACUGAAACGAAACGAGAAUAGAGACUGAAACUGAACCGAGAACAGAUACGAUCGUUUAAAAGGACCUUUACGUGUUAUUAUUUCGACGCGCACACACGCUCUCGGUCGCAGGUGAACGCACUCAGGUGCCACGCGAUCAGCUGUUUUUAUGCGUCGUUUUUCGUCGUUUUUCUUCGACUCGGAUUCGCACGUUUUUCGCUUCCUGUAAUAAUUGCGCAUUUAUGUUGUGCUACGACUGCAGCGAAAUGCUUCACAGUUUCUCGCUUUUCUUUUCAGUCCUUUCCUCGUUUAACGAAGUUUUCUACAUUUACUUUCGAGUCGAAUCAUAGUCGAGUUCAAUCGAGUAUUUUCAAAUAAACGAAUAGAUCUAACGAUCCUAUAUCCUACAUUAUUUAUGUAUACUUGCGAGUAACUAGAAAAAAGAAACACACAAACAUACAAAGUAUAUGUAUAUGUACGCUAUAAUUUUCAGAUGAAACAGAUCCAUGGUACCGUAACGACUGACCUAUGAACCGGUUGAUGAAAAGUUGUUAAAUGAAAUUAAGAAAGAAUUUUCGUUAUUAUUUUUUCGUUGAGAAAUAGGCCUUUAAACACACCUUCAUUUUUGUGUGCAUUAUUCCAGAUUAAUGAUUUCAAACUUAGCUGCCAAAAUUAAAUAAUAGGACUAUUGGAUUAUAUAGGAUAAUUAGAUAUUCUUUAAUUUUGGUUCUCGCUACGACUAACUGUAAAUGUAUAUAAACGUAUAUGAAUUAAUAUUAUUUGGUAUUAAUUCUUUAUACCUCUGUACGUACUCCUGUAUAUACUUUUUCAAUCGAAACCUUCGACCUUGAUAUGAAAUCUUUUUUCUUUCAUCGCGUGACAUUAUUCGAAUCAAUCGGGGUAAAGCGGUGCGAUUUCAAAAACUGCCAGAAAAUCUGUAUACCGCUCGAUCUUUCGAACGCCAUCAUUGCGCGAAAACCCGUUAAAAAGUGAACGUUACACUACAGCGAACACCUCUUAUUGUUAGUAAGAUUCAGCACUCUUCUUCUCGGCUUUCAAAACCGUGCUGCCGUUGCGUUCAAGCGUAAACGCAGAAACUAGGCAUCUCCUCGGCCGUGAAAGGGUUGAAGUAAUAAUACAAGUACUCUGCCCUGACCUGGUCUUGCUCGGUCUUGCUGGAUGCACAUAACGCUGGGUGAGGAGGCGGAUUGCUCGCCAAGUAAUUCUGAGCGUGCGUACCCGCGCGUGCCUUUCUCCGCUUGCCUGCCGAUGCUAUGCGCCGAGGAUGCUGGUAGCUCCGAAGAUAUUAGGUCAUCCUACAAGCAAUACCGUUUUUUUUCUUUUUUUCUUUUUAAGGAUACGUCGUGAAGAAGAUUCGAAAAACUGUUCUACGUUAAUAAAUAUAAUAGGAGGUUGGACUACAGGCGUCUAACAGGUAUUGUUAGCGACAAUUCGCAGGGUCGUCCCUUUCUAAUCGAUGCGCUGAAAGUUGGAGACUUUGACGAAAUUGAAAUACGUUCAAAUCCAUCUCGAAUUAGACGGUACUCGUGAUUUUGCGAUCUGAGAGUUUGUUUAAAAUACACGGAAUGUCAAAUUCGACGAGUAUUAAAUAUUUGUUUAAGAGCAGCGUUUAAGGGCACCGUUUCCAAAUAGCCCGGUAUAUAAAGUGUUAAGAAGACGUAUUUUCUGCACGUUGUAUAUAAAUAACAAAAAUGUGUAUUCGAAGGAUUUAUUUCGUGGGCCUCCUUCGAUCGACACCUAGGCUAACGAUGAGCGUUGCCUAUAGAGCGACUCGCUAUUGCGCAUGAAUUAGGAGCAUUAUGGCUUUUCGCUGAUUCCAGCUGUGAUUUCGCUACAUAGGUGCUCGUUAUAGCAAAGUUCGACCGUGGUUUUGCUUUUUCAUAGAACCCGAGCUGCUCGAGCGACUGGUAACGUUGAACGAUCGCAAGAAAGGGGAUCGCCGAAAGGAGUCACGAGACUCGACGCAUCAAUGAAGCGUUCAAUCCCUCGCGAUCGUUCGAGAACACCGAUGAAAUAUCAAAUUCUUUCUGAUACGUACCACGAUAAUCGAUGGAAUGACUUCUUCAUGCUGCACCUUCGAGGCUAGGAGUCAGCUCGCGGGCUCGAAAGAUCAUUUGGAUCGUGUUGAUCCGGAUUAGCCUUCCCACGAUGCAACGAAAUGCGCGAAGCGAUUUGUCAUGUUUACAUUUAAUCGGACCUCGGCGCAAUGGAGGGAUUGCGACGGGAGAAAGGGGUGGUUCAAAUUUUUUCAGGACGUGAUCUCGACCCGCAGGUUUCUUUAGAGAGACAUAUACUACGGAAUUUUUUUACUUCGGAAUGGCCCAGAAAGACCAAUCUUUGUACGAACAAUAAAAUUGUUUUUCUAAAUACGUCCUAAUACGUAUUCUUUAAAAUUUUCGUUCUGUACGCGAACGUAAGCGUGUUCUGUUCGUCUCUACGAGUCAUCUAAAUUGGAAUCAUCAAAAAUUGCUCCGGACCCGUACACAUAACGCUUUCCAUUCCCGUCUAUCUCGUUGUACAUCUCGAUUGCUCGAUUCCUCGAUACGUGGAAAUUUCAUACGUGCUUAUUGCACGAUGCGCCCCUCGAACUGUUUCUUCUUUGCCUUAAUGAUUUCCGUAUUUGAUGAAAUGAUUCGAUUUACGUCAAAUCCACGGCACAGACGUGUUAUCGAAUCGUUAACGAGAGACCCUUAAUGACUGCUGGAUGCGAGUACGAGCUUCAUAUAAAACACUCCGAUGUAAUUACGUUCAAUGAUUGCGAAUUCCUGGCAAUUAUUAGAAGCAUUGCACUCUCCAUUGCAUAGCACUCUGAAUUAGAAAUUCUGCAAUUGUAGAAUUGUUGAAGCUGUACCGAGUCGACUGUAGAGUAUAUAUGUAUACUAAAUCUAAGAAAUUGUAAUGACGACGAUUAUAAUAACGACUAUACAACAAAUCCUCGAACAAAUGUGAACGAAUAAGGUGGAGUAAUUACAGUAACGAAGAGAAUAUAUUUACUACGACAUUUGCCACGUUGAUUAUACUAUACCUCCAAUUAUUCUGUAUUAAAUUAUAAUUUCCAACCUACGAAUUACAAAUGUGCGUAUUUAUAUUUUUAUCUAUUUAUGCGAUCAUAUAGUUGAUACAAAUUUCUUUCGAUAGUAUUUACUUCAAAUGUCGCUUCUCUUUUAUUCGAACUAUAAUAGAAAUUUAUUUUAUUCUGCAAAUGUUACGACACGAACUUUACUUCCGAUCUUUUUUUAUAUUCUUGUACAUUGUUCGCAUUUUGUAGGUUCUUGCAUAUUCAAAUUUCCUAUAAAUGCAUAAAGAUCCGCGAGUCUAGUCGUCGCACAGCUGAAACCAAGGAAGACAGAAACUAACAGGACGGUUCCUAAAUUCGCGAGGUACGCGAACGAACGCGCGAGCGACUGUACGUCCCAAACAUCCCUGACAUUUUCUUUUCCAACUCGAGAAAGAGGUUGUCCAGAAUUGAAUGGGUCGAAAAAAACAAAAGUGGCGCGGUACUCGCCUUCUCCGGGUCAGUCCAGGCAAGGUUCUAAGGCAAUGUGAGGCAAGGUGAAACGAAGCAAGGCAACGCGCAUCAUCGUCCCCCCUUUCUGUUUCAUGGGGGCCCCGGUCCCAACACGUUCAAGUAUCAUCUUAUUAGAGCCACGCUAUAUAAACCCAUCCUGCCAGCAUGCCCAGCAGUUACGUACUGACUUUAUUCACAGCUGUGUGCCGGAGUGCAACGAUAUUGUUAUACGACGAGAACACGUGCUUCAUCCGAACUGUAUCCGUGUAAUCCGACGUAGUGCUUUUAUAAAGAGUCGACUUCCCAUUCCCCACAGUGAACGUUCCGAAAAGCGGUGCGUGAGUUAAUUUCGACACGCCUGGGUCAACAUUGGUGCCCCAACAACAUGUUUUACCUCCAGAUAACAAUACUCUGCAUGGCAGUGGUGUACGUCAUUUGCGAUUUACCUCCAGGAACAAGACGUAACACGUACCUGCCUCCCGAGCCAACGAAGGGUUACAAUUACGAUACGCCACGGAUACCAUUCCCCAAGCCCUCGACCUCCAGACCACCCUUUUCAUCAACAACGCCUUAUCCAAGCCGAACAACGCGUCCUUAUCCUAAUCCAAAACCAACCCCGAAAUUCCCGCCGUCGAGGCCAACUCCUGGUGAGGGUUAUCCGCCGCCAGGCCCGAGACCCACUCCAGAGUUUCCAGACUAUGGAGUACCGACCGGACCUACUGGAAACACCAUUACUCCCGGUGGACAUGAUCACCACCAUCACGAGCCAGGCAUGCCGUUCGAUUUCAAUUACGCAGUGAAGGAGGAUGCGUUCGGCAACGACUACUCCCACAACGCAAUUAGCGACGGCGACAUCGUUCGCGGCGAGUACAGAGUCCAACUUCCGGACGGAAGGACGCAGAUCGUUCGUUACACCGCCGACUGGAAACACGGGUUCAGCGCGCAAGUCUCCUACGACGGAAAUCCCCGUUUCGACGUUCCUCGGCCGCCGGGCAGCUUCGCUGGCUAUUAAUUGUAACAUGGUGCCUAGGGGUUGCAAACUUGUACGAUAUUUAUCUCUUCGUGCCCUCGCCUAGAUGCAGCGAAUGUCUAUUAUUUUCUUUUCUUAUCUUUUUUUUUUUUUCCUUAACUCAUGACGGUUUGUUCGAUCGCGAACAUAAGUAAAUUACGAUGGAAACGAAAUUAAAAAUAAACGCAACGUAGAUCGUUUUUAUUAUUGGUUUACCAUCAUUCUAGAAAAUCGCACUGAACAUAAUCGCAAGCGAAAUACUUUUAUGAACUAAAGAAUAAUUCGCGAAAGGUGAACACGGUAGAUAUUUUAAUCAUAAGGCAAAUUGUCUGAAACUGUUAUGUGAAUCGAAAACUAUACGGUGUGCACGAAAGGGUUUAGUACACGUUUGUUUCGCGGUUUUUAUAGUUCUCACCGUGCAGGAUCGACGUCCCUUCGACUUCCAUUCGUUGGCAGUAAUCAGACAUGGGCAAAAUGAAAUUUCGAAUAACGGAUGACGAAUAAAAGCAACGUGUAAUGAUUUAUUCGCGGUACUGUAAUUUUAUUUACAAUUCAAAUUUUAAUUUUUGUUAAACGAAUAACCCACGAAAAAAUCGUUUAUCUUUCAUCCGUUAUUCGAAAUUUUCAUACAGAUAAGAAUUUUGUUCAGCUUCGUCUCUAAUUGCUCGAAUCGUCUAGAUAAUUAAAAUUUUUAUUUUACGUUUUAUGUCGCUUCGUUUACAGUUGGUAUCCACUGCUAGGAUUGCUAUCCGUGUCAAAUAUGAGAAAAGUACAUAACGAACUUCGAUCUUUAUUACGCGCUACUUUACUUCUCUUAUUUAUAUUUCUAUAUAUUUAAAAGUCAUGAUACAAUGAAUUAUGGUAAAAAUGUUGUUUUUUAUUUUUGAGAAAUAAUAGAAGUGAAAUAAUUGGUAAACACAAUCUCUUGUGAAUAAAUGAGUAAUAUUAAGUUACCUGAUAGCUAGUUGACAACAAAUUAUUGAUGUAGUGUAUAUACCGAACUCAGACCAAAAUUAUUAUUAUACCAUGUUUAGUAUAUAUAUGAAAUAUGUAUAAUACCAAAUGGACCAAUAUUAUUAAUGUAUCUAUAGAAGAUUAUGAUUACAUAUCAUUUGCCCUUUUAUUAUUCCUAAACAAUGAAAAACAUCAAUUCCUACCAUAAUUUUAUUGGAAAAGAAAAAACAUGUAUCAUUAUUUCCAAACUCGAAAAAAGCUGAGGACAGAAAAAGUUUAGAAAAAGAUUGUUUUUCCUAAAAAGGAACGGCUGGCAACCUUAGUUCAAACAGAUCCAGAAAUCGAUGUUACUCGUAACUGUAUGUACUUUCUUAAGGUGGAAAGCAAAACAGAUUUAUAGUUAGAAGGUUCCUAAAGACUACUGUACAUAUGCUACUUACAAUUGAAAAAAUUCCAAUGAAGCAUUUGUAAAAAUUAAAGAAAUUAAAAUGGUUUCUAUACUUUAAGAAUAAAGAUGACGGCAUUUAAAUGCUACUUACUUAUUCGUAACAAUUUUUUGAUAAUUGUGGAAAAUGCUUCAAUAAUUCCAAUUAAAUAAUUAAUCUUGGUAAAGAAAUAUAUUUAACGAAUUUGUUACAUAAUAGAUAUUGUCAGGUAAAUGCAUAUUACACGACAACAUAUGGUUGAAAAGUACAGUUUAACGGGUAGCACUCUUCUUCAGGAUCUGCAAUUGUAUUCGCGGAACCUAAACAAAAGAAAAUUGUAUUUGCAAUUGCAAGUGGUUAAAUAUUUGAUAAUUUUUAAUAUCCCUGCCGGUGCAAAUUUUAGAUUUAUGUAAUCAAAGAUAACACUUUAGUCCAGAGUAUAUUUUUUAUUCUUCGGUUAAAUGUGUCCAAUGGACAUGAACACGUAGGAGGUACAAAAUA
This is a messenger RNA of Hylaeus volcanicus, 12232 nucleotides long. RefSeq names its product pro-resilin-like. Lineage: Eukaryota; Metazoa; Arthropoda; Insecta; Hymenoptera; Colletidae. The transcript has 9 exons. Gene Ontology annotation, cellular component: extracellular matrix. The record is from RefSeq and is a predicted model, not a curated record. Bases 9729 to 10355 code for a protein of 208 amino acids.